This is a messenger RNA of Penicillium canescens, 2580 nucleotides long. RefSeq lists its product as uncharacterized. Gene Ontology annotation, molecular function: ATP hydrolysis activity; ABC-type transporter activity; ATP binding. Gene Ontology annotation, biological process: transmembrane transport. Gene Ontology annotation, cellular component: membrane. The transcript is spliced from 2 exons. NCBI's taxonomy places the organism in Eukaryota, Fungi, Ascomycota, Eurotiomycetes, Eurotiales, Aspergillaceae. Bases 1 to 2580 code for a protein of 859 amino acids. The record is from RefSeq and is a predicted model, not a curated record.
AUGACAAUUGAAGUUGGUCGAAAUGAACUGUUGGCUGUGAUUGGAACCGUCGGCUGCGGCAAGAGUUCCCUGCUCUCAGCCCUGGCAGGCGACAUGCGUGUGACCGACGGAACUGUACGACUGAGCACCACACGCGCAUUCUGCCCCCAGUAUGCUUGGAUCCAGAAUACCUCCGUGCGCAACAACAUUUUAUUCGGAAAAGAAUAUGACGAGACUUGGUAUGAGCAAGUUGUUGAUGCAUGUGCAUUGACUCCGGAUCUGGAGAUUCUUCCAAAUGGAGAUCAGACUGAAAUUGGAGAACGGGGCAUCACCGUGUCUGGAGGACAGAAGCAGCGCUUGAACAUUGCCCGAGCAAUCUAUUUCAAUGCCGAACUCGUGCUCAUGGAUGACCCAUUGUCGGCUGUGGAUGCUCAUGUUGGACGUCACAUCAUGGACAAGGCAAUCUGUGGUUUACUCAAGGAUCGCUGCCGAAUUUUGGCAACUCAUCAACUCCAUGUUCUCAACCGAUGUGAUCGGAUUGUUGUUAUGGACGAGGGGCGUAUUGAUGCCGUCGACACCUUUGAUAACCUAAUGCGCGACAGUGCACUCUUCAAGCGGUUGAUGUCUACUUCUAGACAAGAAGACACAAAAGAGGACGAGACCGAAGCAGUUGAUGAAGCUGUCAAAGAAGCCGAAGAAAAGCAACCAGAUCCCAAAAAGGCCGCACCUGGAAAGCCUACCGGUGCCUUAAUGCAAACCGAAGAAAAAGCGACAGCCUCUGUAGGCUGGGGCGUUUGGAAGGCCUACAUGCGCGCAUCGGGCAGUUACUUCAAUGCGGUCAUGUUGUUGAUUCUAAUCGCGGCUGUUAACGUCGCCAACAUUUGGACCAGUCUGUGGCUUUCAUAUUGGACUUCUGACAAAUACCCUAGUUUCUCGACCGGCCAAUACAUCGGCGUCUAUGCUGGUCUAGGUGCGGGUGUCGCUAUUUUAAUGUUUGCCUUCUCCACAUACAUGACUACUUGCGGCACAAAUGCCAGUAGGACGAUGCUUCAGCGUGCUAUGACUCGUGUUCUCCGUGCGCCUAUGAGUUUCUUCGAUACUACGCCGCUUGGACGAAUCACCAAUCGCUUCUCGAAAGAUGUCACAGUGAUGGAUAAUGAGCUUUGUGAUGCAAUGCGAAUCUAUUCUUUGACGAUGACCAUGAUUAUUUCGGUUAUGGUUUUGAUUAUCGUCUUCUUCUAUUAUUUUGUCAUCGCCCUCGUCCCACUAACUAUCCUCUUCAUCCUGGCCUCCAACUACUACCGAGCCUCCGCACGAGAAAUGAAGCGCCACGAAGCAGUCCUGCGAUCAACGGUUUAUGCCAAGUUCGGUGAGGCUAUCACUGGCACAGCAUGCAUCCGCGCAUACGGAGUCGAGGAUCAAUUCCGACGUAGCAUCUGUGACUCGAUCGAUGUGAUGAACGGUGCCUACUUCUUGACCUUCUCCAACCAGCGCUGGCUCAGCGUUCGACUUGAUGCGGUAUCCACCGCCCUGGUCUUCGUCACUGGUGUAUUGGUCGUCACGUCUCGGUUCAACGUCUCACCCAGUAUCUCCGGCCUGGUGUUGUCCUACAUCCUUUCCAUUGCGCAGAUGCUACAGUUCACGGUUCGUCAGCUUGCCGAAGUUGAGAACAACAUGAAUGCCACAGAGCGACUUCAUUACUACGGUACCGAGCUGGAAGAGGAAGCACCAUUGCAUCUGACCGAGGUGGCCGCUAGCUGGCCCGAGAAAGGUCGCAUCACGUUCACCGACACGGAGAUGCGGUACCGAGCUGAACUACCACUCGUUCUGAAAGGUUUGAGCAUGGAUGUCCAGGGCGGCGAGCGCAUCGGCAUCGUCGGCCGCACCGGCGCCGGAAAGUCAAGCAUCAUGUCAGCAUUAUUCCGUCUCACCGAAUUAUCAGGAGGUAGCAUUCAAAUCGACGGAAUUGAUAUUUCGACAGUCGGUCUCAACGACCUUCGAUCCCGUCUUGCUAUCAUCCCACAAGACCCAGCCCUCUUCAAGGGAACGAUCCGAUCAAAUCUGGACCCAUUCAACGAACACAAUGAUAUGGAACUAUGGAACGCACUACGCAAGGCAUACCUCAUCGGCCAGGAUCAAGAACUCGAAGUCGAAGGCGAAGGAAACGGCCCAUCUCCUGGAACCCCAGCAACAAACAGCGACGCCGACACGCGCCCGUCAAAUCGCCUCACACUCGAAUCCCCAGUCGACGAAGAAGGUCUCAAUUUCUCCCUCGGUCAGCGGCAACUUAUGGCCCUUGCGCGUGCACUGGUUCGCGAUGCGCGUAUUAUCGUCUGCGAUGAAGCUACCUCGUCUGUUGAUUUCGAGACUGAUCAGAAGAUCCAACGCACAAUGGCGCAGGGCUUCGAGGGCCGCACUUUGUUGUGUAUUGCUCAUCGUUUGCGCACGAUCAUUCAUUACGAUCGAAUCUGCGUUAUGGACCAGGGCCAGAUUGCCGAGAUGGAUGCGCCGGUUGUGUUGUGGGAUAAGGAAGAUGGUAUCUUCCGGGCGAUGUGUGACCGCAGUGGUAUCACACGCGAAGACAUCCUCAACGCCGAUUGA